AUGAUUUGCGUGUAUUACAAGACUGAUGGCUACAAGCAGGAAACGGAAGGAACUGCUUUUGCAUCUUUUGCGCCAACUCAAUAUCUAUCUAUCUAUCUAUCUAUCUAUGUUAGUCUGUUCAUAUCUAUCUAUCUAUCUAUCUGUCUGUUCAUAUCUAUCUGUCUUUAUAUCUAUCUAUCUAUCUCUCUGAGAGUCUGUUCAUAUCUAUCUAUCUAUCUAUCUAUCUAUCUAUCUAUCUAUCUAUCUAUCUAUCUAUCUAUCUUUGAGUGUCUGUUCAUAUCUACCUAUCUAUCUUUGAGUGUCUGUUCAUAUCUAUCUAUCUAUCUGAGAGAUGUACGCCCACGGCAAGGUCAUUCUUUGCAUGUUUCUCCCAGCUUAAUUCGUCCAAAAGAUACCAUGCAUUCUUCUUUAUCCGAGGUGAUCAUAAUCUUCUUAGACACUUACCUACUGCCUAAGUAG
This is a messenger RNA of Acanthosepion pharaonis, 459 nucleotides long. NCBI's taxonomy places the organism in Eukaryota, Metazoa, Mollusca, Cephalopoda, Sepiida, Sepiidae. The record is from the annotation of a GenBank genome assembly.